AUGGCUACAUCUGCUAAUCGGGGACACAAUGGUUAUGGUAAUUCAUUCCUUGAAAAAUACCGAACCGAUGGAAAUUCACGCGGCGGUAACCAACAACGUAACAAUUAUGUAUCGACAUCACAACAAUGGCAAAGCGGUAAUGGUAAUGUUGAUACAACAACAUUACGUGCCACGGGAAACGUAAUUCAUGAUGAACGUUUCGGCAACGAAAUUCUUGCUCGUGCUGGUCCAAGUCAUCAAUACCAACGUCCGGAAUAUCGUACUCACGAAGUUAUUGCACCUGAUGCUCGCUUGGAAAAUUUACAUAUCCAAUCGGACAGUGAUCCGAUUCGUGUUGUUAAACCAACAGAUCAAAACAUUCACUACAAACAACAAGUGAAUGUUCGCUUCUUGGAACCACCACCAGGACCUGAACCAGCGCCAAUCAUCAUCAAGGAACGUCAAGCACCAGCUCCACCCCCGCAACCACCCGUAGUCAUUCGACAACGCCCGCCAACUCCACCAACACCACCUCCACUUAUCAUCCGCGAACGCCCACCAACACCACCAGUUCAACAACAACCACAAAUUAUCGAAAAAAUCUUACCAGCACCACCAGCUCCACCUCGUCAGGUCAUCGUCGAACGUCUUCCACCUGCGCCACCAAAGCCCCGUAAUGUAAUCUAUGAAAAAUGGUUACCUUAUCAAGAAACCAAAGAACGACCAGUGAUUGUCGAACGAGCACCACCAGCUGAAGUAAUUCGAGCACCAAAGAAUUUAAUCAUCGAAUACGAACAACCCAGAGCUCAUCAUGAACAAGUUAUCAUUGAUGAAGGUGUAUUCCGUGCCGAUCCUCAGUCACACAAUGCAACAAGUACCAUUGGUGAAGUGCGUAUUGUUGACAAGAUCACCGAUUUACCCGUGAACUAUUCCAAGUAUUUGAACAACCGCCGUCCUCAAACAGGUCAACCACGCUUGUCAUCAUCAACCGGAAAUAUUUACGAUCAAUACCAACAAGCACCUCAACAACAGUUAAGUCAAACUGAACCACCACAACAAUAUCGUACAACAACUUACAAUUACCCAGGUGCCUAUACAACAACCUAUCGUGCAUCUUACACAAAUCAAAGUGGUCGAGGUGGUAACAAUGGAAGCCAAUCGGCAGCUUACUCGAAAUAUGUUUAA
Molecule: messenger RNA, 1164 nt
Organism: Adineta ricciae
Lineage: Eukaryota; Metazoa; Rotifera; Eurotatoria; Adinetida; Adinetidae
Source: the annotation of a GenBank genome assembly